CCGGCCCGGGUACGGAGCGCGGCCAUGGGCCCGGGGCCCCCGGCGGCCGGAGCGGGGGCGCCGCCGCGGCCACUGUCGGUGGCCGCGCGGCUGAGCUACGCGGUGGGCCACUUCCUCAACGACCUGUGCGCGUCCAUGUGGUUCACCUACCUGCUGCUCUACCUGCACUCGGUGCGCGCCUACAGCUCGCGCGGCGCCGGCCUGCUGCUGCUGCUCGGCCAGGUGGCCGACGGGCUGUGCACGCCCCUCGUGGGCUACGAGGCCGACCGCGCCGCCGGCCACUGCGUCCGCUGCGGCCCCCGAAAGGCCUGGCACCUGGUCGGUACCAUCUGUGUCCUGCUGUCCUUCCCCUUCAUCUUCAGCCCGUGCCUGGGCUGCGGGGCAGCCACGCCCGAAUGGGCCGCCCUCCUCUACUACGCGCCCUUCAUCGUGAUCUUCCAGUUCGGCUGGGCGGCGGCGCAGAUCGCCCACCUCAGCCUCAUCCCCGAGCUCGCCACCAGUGACCACGAGAAGGUGGAGCUCACGGCCCUCAGGUACGCCUUCACCGUGGUGGCCAGCAUCACCGUGUACGGUGCCGCCUGGGUGCUGCUCCACCUGCAGGGCUCCCCGAGCUUGGGGGGGUCCCGCAGGGUCACUGACCAGCUGGGCAUCCAAGACGUGCUGGUGUUCCAGAACCUCUCCCUGCUGGUGGUGGGAGUUGGAGCCGUCUCUUCGCUGCUGUUCCAUCUGGGCACCAGGGAAGGGCGCCGGCCUCGGGCGGAGGAGCCGGACGAGCACAGCCCGCUGCUGGCCCCCGCCACCGCCCGGCCCCUGCUGCUCUGGAAGCACUGGCUCCGAGAGCCGGCCUUCUAUCAGGUGGGCUUGCUGUACAUGAGCACGAGGCUCAUUGUGAACCUGUCCCAGACGUACAUAGCCAUGUAUCUCACCUACUCCCUCAACCUGCCCAAGAAGUUCAUCGCCACCAUCCCGCUGGUGAUGUACCUCAGCGGUUUCUGCUCCUCCUUCCUCAUGAAGCCAGUCAACAAGUGCAUCGGGAGGAAUCUGACCUACUUUGUGGGCCUCCUGGUGAUCCUGGCCUUCGCCGCCUGGGUGGCACUGGCAGACGGGCUGGGCAUGGCCGUGUAUGCGGCGGCUGUGCUGCUGGGCACGGGCUGCGCCACCAUCCUCGUCACCUCGCUGGCCAUGACGGCCGACCUCAUCGGCCCCCACACGCACAGCGGAGCCUUCGUGUACGGGGCCAUGAGCUUCUCGGAUAAAGUGGCCAAUGGGCUGGCAGUCAUGGCCAUCCAGAGCCUGUAUCCCUGCUCCUUGGAGAUUUGCUGCAGGGCCUGCAUGGGCUUCUACCGCUGGGUGAUGGUGGCCGCCACUGGCGGUGUGGGCGUGGCCGCCACCCUCUGUCUCUGCAGCCUCCUCAUCUGGCCCAUUCGCCUGCGGAGUUGGGACCCCGGAGCCCAGCCCUGAUUCCACAGGCGCCACGGUUGCCGUCCUGUGCACAUGAACUCUGUACGUUCCAGGCCCAGCUGAGGCCAGGAGCAGCCCUCCCUCCGUGCCGCCCCCACCUCCCAUCCCUACCCCCCCCAUCCUUGCUGGCUGUGGGGGCAGGACAGUCAGGAUCCCAGACAUGGAGCUCAGCCCUCUGGGAUCCAGGGGUGCGCCCGGCUCACCCCUCACCCCAGGCUUGGGUGCAGUUUCCUACGUGCCGCCAGGUCCCUCGACCAUGACGUGGUCAGUGAGCCUGACAGGAGCCUCAGGCGGGGGUAGGGAGGAGCAAGUCCCGUGCUCUGUGCCCAGGCCACUGCUGGACACGAAUAAAGAGCCACCCGUGGGUGAGGGCUGUGGUC
Molecule: messenger RNA, 1841 nt
Organism: Callorhinus ursinus (northern fur seal)
Lineage: Eukaryota; Metazoa; Chordata; Mammalia; Carnivora; Otariidae
Gene: MFSD12
Product: major facilitator superfamily domain containing 12
Biological process (GO): pigment metabolic process involved in pigmentation; carbohydrate transport; regulation of melanin biosynthetic process
Cellular component (GO): plasma membrane
Molecular function (GO): symporter activity
Source: RefSeq, a predicted model, not a curated record